AUGAGAUCCAAAACACAACUCUCAUGCAAUCUCAAACUAGUUCUUAUCUCUUUCAUAUCUAUCUUUUUCUUCAUCAUGUUAUUCAAAUCAUCACUAUUUUCAUUUUCUCAACCACUCACUUCAACCUCAAAAACAAACAACCUCUCAAUAAUCUCAUCACAACAAGAAACUGAAAAACCAACCAAACUACCAGAGUGCCCCUCACUUCCUAUAUCACCAACAUGCACAAAAAACCCUCCAUCAUUAGUCAAUGCAAUAAUUCAUUAUGCAACAACAAAUAUAACUCCUCAACAAACAAUUCAAGAAAUUUCGGUAUCAUCGAAAAUUCUUCAAAAGAAAUCACCAUGCAACUUCUUAGUAUUCGGCUUAGGCCACGAUAGUUUAAUGUGGACGUCAUUAAACUACGGUGGCCGAACCGUUUUCUUAGAAGAAGAUAAAUCAUGGAUAGAACAAAUUCAAACAAAAAUCUCCGGUUUGGAAUCCUAUCAUGUUGUGUAUGAUACAAAAGUUGAUCAAAGUGAUGAACUAAUGAGAAUUGGAAGGGAAGACAAUUGUAAAGAAGUUAGUGAUCCAAGAUAUUCAAAAUGUGAAUUAUCACACAAAGGUUUUCCUAGUGAAAUAUAUGAAGUUGAAUGGGAUGUGAUCAUGGUGGACGCGCCGACGGGCUACUUCGAUGGCGCGCCGGGGAGGAUGAGUGCCAUUUAUACGGCUGGUUUGAUUGCUAGGAACAAAGAAAAUGGUGAAACGGAUGUGUUUGUGCAUGACGUUGAUAGAAAAGUUGAAGAUGAGUUUUCUAAGGCUUUUCUUUGUGAAGGUUAUUUGAGGGAACAAGAAGGAAGGAUUAGGCAUUUCAAUAUACCAAGUCAUAGGGCUCGUUUGGGUAGACCCUUUUGUCCAUGA
This is a messenger RNA of Vicia faba (fava bean), 900 nucleotides long. NCBI's taxonomy places the organism in Eukaryota, Viridiplantae, Streptophyta, Magnoliopsida, Fabales, Fabaceae. The record is from the annotation of a GenBank genome assembly.